This is a messenger RNA of Psammomys obesus (fat sand rat), 2485 nucleotides long. It is a transcript of the gene Slc7a3, whose product is annotated as solute carrier family 7 member 3. The transcript is spliced from 13 exons. Bases 375 to 2240 code for a protein of 621 amino acids. NCBI's taxonomy places the organism in Eukaryota, Metazoa, Chordata, Mammalia, Rodentia, Muridae. Gene Ontology annotation, biological process: transmembrane transport; amino acid transport. Gene Ontology annotation, molecular function: amino acid transmembrane transporter activity. The record is from RefSeq and is a predicted model, not a curated record. Gene Ontology annotation, cellular component: plasma membrane.
GAGAGGGCUUGGGGGUAGGAUCCCGUGACGUUACUGGCUCCUCCUCCCGGUGAAUAUAAAGGGAGAUUGGCGCGCAACGACCCUGAGCUGCAUCCUUGAAGCCUGAGCAGCCCAAGUCGGCAGAUCCAACCCAACUCGACUAAGUCAGCCUCAUUGAACCAGAUCCGAGAAUCUUCGCCCCCUGGUCUUGCCACAGCUCUCUGGCGCAUCUCCCGAUUUCGGAUGCUGAAGCCCUGCCUCACCGCUGGUGCUCACAGGUUCAGUCCAGCCAGGCGCGUGGAAGUGGAGAAACAUUAGCUUCCUCCCCAGGGCAAAGAAGGCUCAGGUGGAGCGCUGUGGCCUCGAACCUAGCAUCUUCUUCCGGUCCAACUAGAAUGCGGCUGUGGCAUGCUCUUCGAAGAUUUGGUCGAAAGCUGGUGAGGAGACGUGCGUUGGAGCUGGGCAUGGGCGAGACCCGCCUUGCCAGAUGCCUGAGCACCCUCGACUUAGUGGCCCUGGGUGUGGGCAGCACAUUGGGUGCAGGUGUGUAUGUCCUGGCUGGUGAGGUGGCAAAAGAUAAAGCAGGACCAUCCAUUGUGAUCUGCUUUUUGGUGGCUGCUCUGUCGUCGGUGUUAGCUGGACUGUGUUAUGCUGAGUUUGGUGCCCGAGUCCCCGGCUCUGGUUCUGCAUAUCUCUACAGUUAUGUCACUGUAGGUGAACUCUGGGCCUUCACCACCGGCUGGAACCUCAUCCUCUCCUACGUCAUUGGUACAGCCAGUGUGGCCCGGGCUUGGAGCUCUGCUUUUGACAACCUGAUUGGAAACUACAUCUCUCAGUCUCUGAAAGGAACCAUCUCACUGAAUGUGCCUCAUGUUCUGGCAGAAUAUCCAGAUUUCUUUGCCAUGGCCCUUGUGUUGCUGCUCACUGGAUUGUUGGCUUUGGGAGCAAGUGAUUCUGCUCUGGUUACCAAAGUGUUCACAGGGGUGAACCUCUUGGUUCUUGGAUUUGUCAUCAUCUCUGGCUUCUUUAAGGGAGAUCUGAAAAACUGGAAGCUCACAAAAGAGGACUAUUGCUUGACCAUGAGUGGACCCAAUGACACUUGUAGCUUGGACUCCGUGGGCGCUGGAGGUUUCGUGCCCUUUGGCUUAGACGGGAUUCUUCGUGGCGCUGCUACCUGUUUCUAUGCCUUUGUUGGUUUUGACUGUAUUGCGACCACUGGGGAAGAGGCGAAGAAUCCCCAGCGCUCUAUCCCCAUGGGCAUUGUAAUCUCACUCUCCAUCUGCUUUUUGGCUUACUUUGGGGUGUCUUCAGCACUUACUCUUAUGAUGCCUUACUACAAGCUUCAUACUGAGAGCCCUCUACCCGAAGCAUUUAUGUACGCUGGCUGGAAUUCUGCCCGGUACCUUGUAGCUGUUGGCUCCCUCUGUGCUCUUUCCACUAGCCUUCUGGGCUCUAUGUUUCCUAUGCCUCGUGUGAUCUAUGCAAUGGCAGAAGAUGGCCUCCUGUUCCGAGUCCUUGGUAGGGUCCACAAUAGAACACAUACACCCAUUGUGGCCACCGUGGUAUCUGGUGUUAUUGCAGCAUUCAUGGCAUUCCUCUUUGAACUCAGUGAUCUUGUGGACCUCAUGUCAAUUGGGACUCUACUUGCUUACUCCCUGGUGUCCAUUUGUGUUCUCAUCCUUAGAUAUCAGCCUGACCAGGAAAUAAGGAAUGGUGAACAGGAAGUGGAAUUGCAGGAGGAUGAGGAAACACUUGAAGCAGAGAAGCUAACUGUCCAGGCUCUAUUUUGUCCAGUCAACUCCAUCCCCACCCUCCUUUCUGGCCGGGUUGUCUAUGUUUGUUCCUCACUGCUUGCUGUACUACUGACUGUUCUUUGUCUGGUGCUGACCCGGUGGACAACUGCUCUUCGUUCUGGAGAACCAGUGUGGGUCACAGUGGUUGUGCUGAUCCUGGGGCUCAUUCUUGGAAUUACUGGAGUUAUCUGGAGACAGUCACAGAACCGCACGCCCCUUCACUUUAAGGUGCCUCUUGUGCCUCUACUCCCAUUGCUGAGCAUCUUUGUGAAUAUUUACCUGAUGAUGCAAAUGACAGCUGGCACUUGGGUCCAAUUUGGGAUCUGGAUGCUGAUUGGAUUUGCUAUCUACUUUGGCUAUGGGAUCCAGCACAGUGUGGAAGAAGUUAAGAAUAAUCAAACCUUACCCAAAAGAAGGGCCCCAACUGUAGACCUUGAUCUCACUGCUUCGUGUAUUCAUGCCAUUUGACCUAAUCACACCUGAGUAUUCUCUAGCCCCCCUACACAACAAUGGAGCUCACUCUUGACCCCAUGGAGAGCUGGGCCUCUCAUAUGGUGUUAGUGAGGAAUACUAAAUAGAGCUCUGUAUUUAUUGUGAAAUGAUGGAUGUGUCUUUGCUGUUUCUCAUGUUUUUUAACUUGUUUACUUUCAAAUAGUCUCUGUAGUUGCUUCCUGGCUUUGAAAAAAAAAUAUUAUUAAAAGAAAACAACAACA